Molecule: messenger RNA, 378 nt
Organism: Benincasa hispida (wax gourd)
Lineage: Eukaryota; Viridiplantae; Streptophyta; Magnoliopsida; Cucurbitales; Cucurbitaceae
Source: RefSeq, a predicted model, not a curated record
AUGGAUGACUGGGUGGAUGACGGGUACAGGGGUAGAGGCUCCGAGAGAAGAAGGAAUGAUAAUACCAUUGUACCAGCGGAUACAAUGACAACUUUGGCCAUACAAAUGGCCCCGGUUGCUUUGGAGGAGGUGGAAGCGAAGAAGCUGCCUGAAACGACUGAGGAGAAGAAGAAAAAAAAUAAGGAGAAGAGGGCAGAAGAAGAUGAAGAAGCCCAACCAAGGAAGAGAGAAGAAAGUAAUAAAUCGAGUGAGAAGAGGGAACGUAGGCGAGAAGGGAAGCACCUGAAGAAGAAGGAAGAAAAGAGAAAAGAGGCUGAGAGUCAGAAGUCGAUGGAGAAUCAACCACCACAAAAGGUGGAUGAAGGAAUGUCAAUGUAA